Sordaria macrospora k-hell is the source of this 552-nucleotide messenger RNA. RefSeq lists its product as uncharacterized. NCBI's taxonomy places the organism in Eukaryota, Fungi, Ascomycota, Sordariomycetes, Sordariales, Sordariaceae. The record is from RefSeq and is a predicted model, not a curated record.
AUGACACAUGACUUGAAAGUUUACUUUGAUUCCGAACUAGGGAGGAUCAGGGGUGACUACAAUAGGCUACAGUCACCAGAUGACCAGUUACCCUCGGACUGGCCCGGCCAAGACAGGAUUGAGCUCCUGGUCAAGCUUGCCGUCCCGCUCUUCAUCUUUGCAAAGAAAGUUUGUCUGUUUAUUGCAGAUUAUGCCUACAGUGACCCAGAGGAGCAGCUCCAAAGGGUCAUGGAGGUUCAGAAGGUGGACUAUGCUUCUCAGCUUCACCGAACCUACCUUUUUGUCCUUAACCGCCUUCUUUUGAAGCAUUCCGGCUUUGGACUUGUGAAAUGCGACGCAGAAGAGAAAGAGAAGACAUUGGACAACUUCCGCAAGCUUGUUGGCUCGCUGGUCCUCUUAGACUAUCCCCUCUCAAUUAAUUCGCUUUCUCGUUUACUGCAGAUUCCGAGGAAAAACAUCAGGAACAUGCCCAACUUCCUUCAUUCCGUCCUAGACGUCCCAGGGCUCGAUAAACCGACCGCGCCGGUCAAGAUCCUUCACUUAUCCUUUUGA